AGCCCCCAACUCAAAUCAAAACCCCCAAACCCCUUCCCGGCGGCGUCGGACCACCGCGGCCAUGAAGCGGAAGCAGAGAGCCCCGGCGGCUGCCGCCAACGCCGACCCCGACUCCGACGGCGAGGAGCCCUCCCAGACCCCGCUCCCCCUCGAGUCCUUCUCGGGAGACGCCUGCGCGGCCCUCACCGCGCGCUACGGCCGCUCAGCCGCCCCGCAGCACCGCCACCUCCUCGCCUCAGCCGCCGCCAUCCGCUCCAUCCUCCUCGACGACGGCCUGCCCCUUACCCCGGCGUCCUACCUCCCCGCGGCCGUCGCUGCCCUUCGUGCCGCUGGGCCUGCAGACCCGGCCGCCGCCUCCGCCCUCGCCUCUCUGCUUGCAAUCCUCCUGCCCCACAUCCCAUCCUCCCCUUCAUCCCUCCCGCCCGACGCUGCUUCUGAAUCUGCCUCCGCACUCGCCGCCUUUCUCUCGUCCCCCGACGCCUCCCAGCUCCCGACAGGCACCGUGCGCUCGGUGGUCAAGUCGCUCGGACACUUGACCCUCCAUCUCGACGCUGCAGCCGAUUGGGAUGCUGUGGCGGCUCCUCUGGAAGCUCUCCUCGUGGCUUCUGUGGACCAGCGGGCCAAGGUUCGAAAAUGUGCGCAGGAGAGCGUCGAAAAACUGUUCGCGUACUUGGACCAGUGCGGUUGUGCGAAGAAAGCUAGCAAUGCUGCAGUUGGCAUGUUUGAGAAGCACAUUUCUUUGGCGCAAAGUCUUAUCAGUUCGAAUUCAGAUAUUUCUGAGGGUAAAGACACAGAUGCGGCUCAUAUGCUUGGUGCAAUGGUAACUUUGGUUCCAUAUCUAUCGAAGAAGGCAAGGAAGAAGGUGUUCUCGGAUGCUUAUCAGUUAUUGAGCCCUUGCUUUACGCCACUUACAAGGCACGUUCUUAGGCUGUUGGCGACCUUGUUGGGUCAUCUGAAGGCUGAAACUGUUGAAUCCGAGGUGGAGAGUCUUGUAUCCUCGGUGGUUGCUUACCUGCCGUAUAAUGAGAAGAAGCCUGAUGAUACCAUUGUCGCAGCAUUGCACCUAAUGAAAAGUUGCUUGGAUAAACUUGUUGGCUGCUCAAAAUUGUGGGUGGAGGUUCUUCCAACUGCCUUUGAGGCAGUUUCAGGAUACUUAAUUCUGGGCAGAAAAUGUUCUGAUGAUGUAGCAAAAGUGGUGCAAGACUGUAUUGAUUCUCAUAUUGACCACAGUGUUUUUGUCACUAAUGAAUCACAACUAAGUGAAUGUGAUGCUGAGGAUUUGAGUGACCAAGCUGCCAUGAAAUCGAUCUGUUUAACAAUCAAUAGCAGACUUCACACUUGUGCUUAUCCUCCAGAUAGUAUCUUAACCGUAGUCUUGGUUUUAUUUCUCAAACUUGGGGAGAGUUCCUUUGUCUUUAUGAAAGAUAUCCUACUUACCUUGGCACAGUUUGCUAUGAAAAUGGACAAAGAAUCACAACUAAAGAGCGUUCAAGAAUGCAUUGGAGCAGCAGUGGUUGCUAUGGGACCAGAUAAAGUCCUUUCAUUGGUUCCAAUAGCUUUUGAUGAAGACCGCUUGACAUGCUCAAAUUCUUGGCUUCUACCUAUUUUGGAUAAGUAUACAUAUGGAGCCUCGCUGCAACUUUUUCUAGAGCAUAUUGUACCCCUAGCAAAAUCUGUACAAAAUGCAUCUGACAGGGUCAAGAAAGGACGGAAACGUAAGGACUUGCAAUCUUGGACUGAUCAACUAUGGAACUUGCUUCCUUCCUUCUGCCGCUAUCCGGUUGAUGUACAUCAUAGUUUUGGUUCCCUGUCCAAGUUGCUGGUUGAAAUUUUGAAGUGUGAUGAGUGCCUAUACAAAUCUGCUGUUAAAGCCCUGCAGCAACUUGUAGAUGGUACCAGAAGAUUGAGUAGCAGCAGUCAAAAUGUUGAAAUCUAUAUGGAACUUUCAGCCUUGUUCUCCUCAAAACCUAUUAGUUUCAAAUGUCCACGUCUAGAGAGGUGCUCCAAAAAACAAGCCUGCAAGGAUUUGAAAGUUCUAGCAUCACAUUCUGCCAAUCUUCUCUGCACUUUUGCAGACUAUUUCCUUGAGUCCUCACCAGAAAAACGUGCUCAUUUAAAGGUUGCUUUGAGAUGCCUGGGUCAACUUUCUGGCAGCACGAACAUAUGUGAACUUUUUGUUUCACUAGUCAAAAGGUUUGAUUUAGAAGAUACUCAAUUGGAGUCAGACAGUCAAGAAUGCAAAACUGGUGAAGUAGAUAGGAAGGAUGAAGAAAGUACUGAUACAACAGAUGAGCUAAACAAUAGGAGGUCUCUUCUAUUAGAUCUCAUCUCCACAUUUGCUGAAGUUGCUGGUGAAGAUCUUCUGGAUAAACUCUUUGGAUUUAUUAAGUCUUGUUUGCUGAACAGCAGCAUGCCUUGUCACAGCAAAGCUCUUUUAGCAUUAAGCAUAAUCAUGAAGGAACAUGAUGAAUAUUCUAUGGCUCAUUUGGAUGAAAUAUUGCUUUUACUUCAUGGAAUUAAACCAGCUUUGGAUAAAACAGUUUUAGAAAGCCAACUAUUAUGCUACCAGCAUUUGCUGGUUCACAUGAUUAAGGUUGAUGAAGAGAAUACCAGCAGGAAGGCAUUCUUGAUUCUAAAUGAGUUAAUAGUGGCACUAAAGUCUAAGAAGGAGAGUAGAAAAUUAGCAUACGAUGUGCUCCUGGCCGUUAGUGCAAACUUGAGGAGCUCAGAGUCAAAUAGUGCAGAUUCAAAUCUUCAACGAUUGUUUACAAUGGUAAUGGGAUAUCUUUCAACUCCAUCUCCUCACAUUGUGAGUGGAGCAAUUGCUGCAUUGUCAUUGCUUAUAUACAGUGAUGCUAAUUUUUGCAUGGAAGUUCCGAAUCUGAUACAAUCAGUUUUAGUUUUGCUGCAACAUAAAGCCAUUGAAGUAACUAAAGCAGCAUUGGGCUUUGUUAAGGUACUGGUAACCUCUUUGCAACCAGAAAAACUAUUGAAUUUGCAAGCAGAUAUCAUGAGUGGGAUACUACCAUUGUCAUCGUGUACAAAGCAUCAUUUCAAAUGGAAGGUUGUACUUAUAGUGGAAAUAUUGAUCAGGAAAUGCGGGUUUGAUGCUAUCAACUUAGUUACACCUGAUAAGUACAAAGACUUUGUUAAAAGUGUUGAGGAGGGUCGCAAAGGAAAUCAUAAUCUAGUUGAUGGUGCGGAGUCUGAGCCAAAAGAACAUGAACAACAUGACCCCAAAAGGAGAAAACGGGUUGAUUCUAAUGCUGAGACUGGACAAGAAGGAACGUCUAGUCGUCGACCACCAUCAAAGAGUUCGUCAGCUGGGCAGAAGCAGGCAAAGGAUUCUCGUUUCAAGAAAGGGGCAGGAAAAGGUAACCCUCAUAAUGCUGCAAAAAACAUUCAAGGUAAAGCUUCAGGCGACACAGGCGAUAGGACUAAUUUCAAGUCCAAGUCCAAAUGGCAACCAGGAAAGAGAGGUGAUAAGUCGCCUGGCAACAACAAAAAAACUAGGGGCGGUGCUUUCAGCAAGACGCAAAAUAGUGGGAUUAGAGCACCUGGGCACUCUCCUAGUUUCAAGAAGCGUAAAAGGACAGCAACGCACCCGUCGGAGCUCCGCGACUGGGGCCACCUCCCGCACCUGCUUCUCGGCGAAGUUCUCCAGCGCCUCGUGCCGUGCCUCCGCUCGCUCUCCUUCGCCGCCCCGUGCCGCCCGUGGCGCCGCUUCCUCCUCGCCUCCGUCUCCACCCUCCUCCUCCCGCGCAUACCGCAUCUCCUCCUCAACCCAGGCUAUGGGGGUAGGUGCGCCAACUACUUCCUGGUGCACGCAUGGUCGCCCCUAGUGAUCCGGGGGACGGUCACCUCCCCGCUCGCCGCCGCCGCCUCCCCCUCCCCCACUCUCCUUUCCUCUGCCCGCGGCCACCUCAUCCUCCUCGUCCGCCCCAGAGGCCUCUUCGUGCUCGUUGACGCCCUCACCUGCGCCGAGCGCCUCUCCCUCCCGCUCCCGUCGCCCCAUGCCCCACACCACUACGCCACCCUCACCCCGAACCACCUCGUCCUCUUCCGAUCUAUAGCAGAAGCUAUAGCUGGCUAUUUAAAACCUUGCUCCAAGCACGUGUUCGCCUCCCUUCCCUUCCCCCCCGCCAACCCCGGCGCCGCGGAGUGGACGCACCACCGCCUCCCCCGCUCGGCCUCCUUCGUCGCGUCCGUCGUCGACUUCCGCGGCCGCGUUCUCGGCGUCACCGACCGCGCGCAGCUGCUAGAGUUCCGCUGCCUCGACGCUGCCGCGCCGGACCAGGAGGCGGCGGUCCAGAUACUGACCGCCACCGGCCUCCCCGAGGCCUCCACGUUCGAGAGCUGGCACUUCGGGCCCCGCCUGGUGGUCGCCGGGGAGCGGCUGCUCCUGCUGCUGCUCAUGAAGGACCCGGCGUAUCGCGCAGUGGUGCGCAAGGUGAGCGUGCACGCGCUCCAUGAGAUGCCGGAUGGGACCAUGAGGUGGGAGGAGGUGGACACCCUCGGCGAUUACAGCGUGUUCGUGGACUGCGCCGGGAGGAGCGCCAUCGCGUGCGCCGACGCGGCAGGCUGCGGCGACGUCGCCGGCAACUGCAUCUACUUCGCCGAGAUGACGUUCUACCGCGUAGAUUCGCAGCGCUACUGGAGGUCGCUCAAGCCGUGGUGGAAGUGGGAGCAUUCCACCGCCGGUGCCGGCGAAAAUAAGGGCGUCACCAUCUCCCGCGCGUGGCCGUCGCAGACAUGGCCCAUAUUAUUAUCCACAAGAGGCCAGGGUAUGGCCCGUUUGGCCCAUGUCUCCACACCAGCAGCCAGGCUCGACCUGAGCAAAGCAACGCCGAGCUACCAGCGCGUCGCCUACCCUGUCGCUGUCAGCCUGCCCCCCUCCCCCUUCCCCUCGGUUCCGGCGGUCAUGGCGGUGGCGGCUCCCGGACAGCUCAACCUCGACGAAGCCCCGUCAUGGGGCUCCCGCAGCGUCGACUGCUUUGAGAAGCUCGAGCAGAUCGGCGAGGGCACCUAUGGGCAAGUGUACAUGGCGAAGGAGACGGGCACCAACGAGAUCGUUGCGCUCAAGAAGAUCCGCAUGGACAACGAGCGGGAGGGCUUCCCUAUUACUGCCAUACGCGAGAUCAAGAUCCUGAAGAAGCUUCACCACCAGAACGUCAUCAAGCUCAAGGAGAUUGUCACCUCCCCAGGCCCAGAGCGAGAUGAGCAAGGGAAGCCGAUCGAUGGUAACAAGUACAAGGGGAGCAUUUACAUGGUCUUUGAGUAUAUGGAUCAUGACCUCACCGGACUUGCCGAUAGGCCAGGAAUGCGGUUCACUGUGCCACAGAUUAAGUGUUACAUGAGGCAGCUGCUUACCGGCCUGCACUAUUGCCAUGUCAAUCAAGUGCUACAUCGAGAUAUUAAAGGAUCUAACCUUUUGAUAGACAAUGAGGGCAACUUGAAGCUGGCUGAUUUUGGCCUUGCAAGAUCAUUCUCGAGUGAUCAUAAUGGACACCUUACUAACCGUGUGAUCACUUUGUGGUAUAGACCUCCAGAGUUGCUGCUUGGAAGCACGAAGUAUGGUCCAGCCGUUGACAUGUGGUCAGUGGGCUGUAUUUUUGCCGAGCUUCUCAAUGGGAAGCCAAUAUUGCCUGGAAAGAAUGAGCCUGAGCAGCUGACGAAGAUCUUCGAACUUUGUGGUACCCCUGAUGACAUAAUCUGGCCUGGUGUCACAAAAAUGCCAUGGUACAACAACUUCAAGCCUCCUCGACCAUUAAAGAGACGAGUUAAAGAGUUCUUUAAACAUUUUGAUCGACACGCACUGGAUCUGUUAGAGAAGAUGUUGACUUUAGAUCCAUCACAGAGGAUAUCAGCAAAAGAUGCGCUUGAUGCGGAAUAUUUCUGGACUGAUCCGUUGCCAUGUGAUCCGAAAAGCUUGCCCAAGUACGAGGCAUCACAUGAGUUCCAGACUAAGAAAAAGCGACAGCAACAGAGGCAAGCAGAAGAAGCUGCGAAGCGUCAAAAACUUAAUCAUCCUCCACCACAUUCUCGUUUGCCUCCAAUCCAACAGCCUGGCCAAGCACACCCUCAAAUCAGACCUGGCCAGGGUAUGCACAAUGUACCUCCUGUGGCAGCUGGCCCAAGCCAUCACUAUGGUAAGCCCCGAGGACCAGGAGGCCCUAACCGGUACCCUCAGGGUGGGAAUCAAGGGGGAGGCUAUAAUCCGAACCGCGGAGGGCAGGGAGGAGGCUAUGGGAGUGGCCCUUAUCCUCAGCAAGGGCGAGGACCUCCGCCAUACCCUGGAGCUGCUGGCCCACGGGGCGCUGGUGGCAGUGGCUAUGGAGCUGGAGGACCAAGCUACCCACAAGGUGGCCCAUAUGGUGCAUCCGGUCCAGGCCGAGGAAACUAUUCUCAAGGUGGCUCCCGCAAUCAGCAGCAGUAUGGGAACUGGCAAUAAGAUGGCAGUAUCAUGCCACUGAAUUGUCCCUCCAAGUUGUACCAUGUAUUAGCAGUAUCAUGCCACUGAAAUGUUCUUCCAGUUGUAACAUGUAUGUAUUUGUGAGAUGCAUCUUAUAAUUGACACUGUAAUUGGAUCCAGGCAUCUCGUAUGUAUGCUGUUGGACUCGAGUAGUUGUACUAUGCCACUGGAAGGAUGCUGCAAAGACAGCAGAGUUUGCUAUUAACAGAUGAUAAUCAAUAUCCUCCACCAUUUCUUC
Panicum virgatum (switchgrass) is the source of this 6710-nucleotide messenger RNA. RefSeq lists its product as uncharacterized. Gene Ontology annotation, molecular function: protein kinase activity; ATP binding. The record is from RefSeq and is a predicted model, not a curated record. Gene Ontology annotation, biological process: protein phosphorylation. NCBI's taxonomy places the organism in Eukaryota, Viridiplantae, Streptophyta, Magnoliopsida, Poales, Poaceae. The coding region runs from base 62 to 6451 and encodes 2129 amino acids. The transcript is spliced from 32 exons.